Molecule: messenger RNA, 315 nt
Organism: Ilex paraguariensis (yerba mate)
Lineage: Eukaryota; Viridiplantae; Streptophyta; Magnoliopsida; Aquifoliales; Aquifoliaceae
Source: the annotation of a GenBank genome assembly
AUGCAUUACCAAAUACCUGAAUUGAAAAUGGUUUGGCUGGGGACUUUUGAUUCAGCUGAAGAUGCAACUCGAGCCUACGACGCCGCUGCUCUUUCGCUUCGGGGACCCAAGGCCGAGAUCAACUUUCCAUUAACCACUCCUUCAAAUCCUUACUAUCCAUUUCAUAAAAACCCUAACGAUCGCUUUGUGAAUCAGUGUGGGCCUCAGCGGCGUAAGACAGCUGAUUUGCCGUCGCGGAAACACCCUUGGUUGCCACCAGUGUUGCCGGAUGAAAGAAGGGGUGGAAUGGCAUGGGGCUCAGUAGAGAAGAGUUGA